AUGCGGUUUAAUUCUCAAGGAGGCAUUGGACUAUUUGUUAGGGAUUUUGCACGUACCUGCAUUGGAGUCCAAGGGGAGUACUUUGAUGGAGGAAUGAAGAAAGGAAUAGAAGUGGAGGAACUGGAGUGCAGAGCUAUGCUAGCAGCUGUUACUUUUGCAAGCAAUGGAAACUAUAAUAAAACAGUUUUUAAGAGUGAUAGUGAGGUAGUAGUUAAGUCAAUCAAUGAGCAAACAUCUUAUGUUCAUUGGAUGAAUAAGCAUUUUAUCUUAGACAUUAGAUACCUGUUAGGAAAAUUAGAUGAGUGGAAAUGUAUCUCUGUUAAAAGAGAUGCAAAUGGUGUUGCUGAUAAGCUAGCAAAGAAAGUUAGAACAUCUAAGUCAUCUUUUACAUAUCAAUCUGUUCUUCCUCAUGAUGUAAAAGAGUGGAUUGAUAUGGACUACAAUGUAAACUCUUAA
Papaver somniferum (opium poppy) is the source of this 456-nucleotide messenger RNA. RefSeq lists its product as uncharacterized. The transcript has a single exon. The record is from RefSeq and is a predicted model, not a curated record. NCBI's taxonomy places the organism in Eukaryota, Viridiplantae, Streptophyta, Magnoliopsida, Ranunculales, Papaveraceae. Gene Ontology annotation, molecular function: nucleic acid binding; RNA-DNA hybrid ribonuclease activity. Bases 1 to 456 code for a protein of 151 amino acids.